Annulohypoxylon maeteangense is the source of this 1482-nucleotide messenger RNA. RefSeq lists its product as uncharacterized. The transcript has 2 exons. The coding region runs from base 197 to 1447 and encodes 416 amino acids. The record is from RefSeq and is a predicted model, not a curated record. Lineage: Eukaryota; Fungi; Ascomycota; Sordariomycetes; Xylariales; Hypoxylaceae.
GGUGCGAUCCACGGCCGAGAUGGAGGUACGUAUGAAUGUAUUGUACCUAGGUACCUUAAGUGCCGCUAAACAUCAUGGAUUGAAAGGUUGCCUUAUCAAUUUUCAGAUCGAUUAAAUCUUUCACGACUUUUAACCAUCUCGACCUUCUUGACUCCACAACUUGUAUAUAAUACUCCGCAGUGCAGCCAAUGUGGUGAUGAGAGUAUGUAAAGCGCUGCAAAAUAGCAGCGCCAAUUUCGGCCGACGCGCAACAAUUGCGCCAUAUUUCCACCGCCGAUACUUCGCUGAUGAUCAGUCACAAUCACAUAGUGAUGAUAAGGAAGCGACCCCGCCUCGUCGAAAAAAGACAAACAUCGCUCACGAGGCGAUUGAUUGGGACAAUGCCUUCAAGGUCAAUCCGGAGAACAAGGCGGUAGAGACAGCCGUAGGUGACCUACCACUAUCCCCCGUUAUGGACCCUACGUAUUGGGAGGCUACUCAGCGAUACCAAGCCCCAAAGCCGAAGCCUGGAAAAGCUCAGAAUUCUGUCGAACGCCAGCUUCGGGCCAAUCCUUAUGCAAAAGCUCUAGCAAUGCCUGUACGAAAAUGCGUGAUGACCCGCGUCCGUCUACCUCAUUUCUUCCUCCAGGAUUUCAAUCUCGUGUCCCACCCCGAAACCGGUAAUCCGUGGUUAAUUCCAGUUAGUCUUAUGCCUGAUGAGGCUCACGCAGAAAAGCGGCCAGAUGCAGAAAAUGUAUUAGAAGUCGAAAGCGGGGAAGAGCCUCAAGAGAGUGAAGAAAGUUCGGAGAAUAUAGAAUCUAAAUCAGAAUAUUUUCAGGAAGAUCCAAUUCCUACGACCCCUUCAGAAAAAGAAGGUAUCCAUGGCCCAGCCGCCUAUACAUUGGCAAGACAAGAUCUUCUCUCCGCUUUCGCAGACAAAAACUCGAGCCUCUCAGGUGGGCCAAGGCGUCUUGUAGGAUCAACUCCACGUUAUAGAGGUUUAGAGAAGAAGGCUGUCUGGCGCAAAGACAUGGACACUUACAUACGGGAUACGAUGCGUAAAAUCAUUAUCAGCGAGUUGCAGUACAUCUGUAGACUGUGCACUGAGAAAGAGCGGCACUAUAUCGCCAAGUGCUACGGUUGGGAUGAUGUGCAGUACAAGCAUAGAGGUUCCGUACUCUGGUUUGGAGACCCAGUCGGAAGUGCUAGUUCAGAUCAGGCCGACGAUCAACCAGCCGCAUUCGCAUCAUUUGAUAUUGAGAAGUCGAGUUUUUCUGGUAAACAAUAUACUUACAGUGUAGCCAUCUACAAUAUGCCCAUGUUACUUGGGGCAGAGAAUGCUAGCGAUCUUAAGGAGGCCCAGGCUCUGAGAGACGGCUUUAUCUUUAUGCUUGCGGGACGACGGACCGCAGACUUACAAGGAAAAUUAUGGAAGCUGCAGGGGUAUAUGGCGGACUAUAUAGAUUAAUAAGGCUGCCAUAAUGCGAAGAAUUGAAUCCGUCC